Molecule: messenger RNA, 1534 nt
Organism: Plutella xylostella (diamondback moth)
Lineage: Eukaryota; Metazoa; Arthropoda; Insecta; Lepidoptera; Plutellidae
Gene: Or-8
Product: olfactory receptor 8
Biological process (GO): detection of chemical stimulus involved in sensory perception of smell; sensory perception of smell
Cellular component (GO): plasma membrane
Molecular function (GO): odorant binding; olfactory receptor activity
Source: RefSeq, a predicted model, not a curated record
GUUUCGACUUUGAAACUAAUUAAUUGAAAUAAUUUUAUGACAGCCCAUAUAUAAAUUUAAACCUAAAACGCUUUCAUUUCAUACACAAUAUUGUGUUAUAGUCGUAAAACGGAUAUUAAAACAAAGGAAAACUACUGCUUCUAAUUUAUAUAAAACAAAAACCGCUUUGUUGAUUUAAUUUAUAACAUUAUGAAUUCGCGUAGUUUGCUCAGAGACUAUUGCAAGUAUGCAUACUACACAGGCAUUGGCGACUACUGGUUUGAGCCACUAUACCCUGAAACGGCUUGGUACAGAGUUUGUUUUUACCUAUCUUUUACCAUUUAUUUGUCUCUGAUUUUGUUUGAGAACCUGGCGGCGUGGUUUGGCGAGUUUCCUGACGUGGAGAAGAACUCUUCAGUGAUGUUCGCAGUCAUCCACUCCAUAGUGCUGACGAAGAUGUUCCUGGUGGUGUUCCGCAAGGAAGCCGUGAAGCAGAUUAACAUCGAAAUGGCUAAUGUCGGUUCAGACCUCGAGGAGGCGGCCCUGAUGCGGCGGCAGUACAGCAAGGUGCGCUCCGGCAUCCUGUGCUACAUGCUGUCAGUGUACGCCUCGCUCGGCACCUACGCCGCCGAGAGCGCGAGGAGGAGCAUCGUGGAAGGCACUCCAUUCUACACAGUCGUGACCUACUACCCAAAGUACGAAGACACAUCGACCACAGCUGACGUGUUCCGCGUCUUGUUCUACAUCAUCUGGGUGGUGAUGAUGAUGCCGAUGAUCUUCGCGGACUGCUUCCCGAUCACCCACGUCAUCAUCCUGUCCUUCAAGUUCAUCACCCUCCGCCGACACUUCGAGAGGGUCAGGGAGGUAUUCGAUGAAGACUUGCUGAUGAAGAGAAGUGAUGCCGUGGAGAGAAUGGGAGAUGGGUUUUUGCAAGGAAUUCUUAUGCAUCAGAAAUUAAUAAGACUAACCGACGACAUUCAUCGUAUAUUUGGAAUAAUUAUGUCUCUGCAAGUGUGUGAAAGCUCGGCCGUAGCGGUUCUACUAUUGCUUAGACUUGCUCAAUCCCCUCGCAUGGAGGUGUUCAACGCGUUCAUGACGUACACGUUCGUGGCCUCGCUGUUCUUCCUGCUCGGCCUCAACCUGUGGAACGCGGGCGAGAUGACGCACCAGGCAUCCCUCCUCUCCACGGCGAUGUUCCAGAGCGGCUGGCACCUCGCGCCCGGCCCCGCCGCCCGCGCCGCGCGCCGCCUCGCCCUCGUCGCGUGUGCGCAGGCGCAGAAGCCCCUCGUACUCAAGGCCUUCGGGAUACAGGACCUGUCUUAUGGGACUUUUGUGUCGGUUGCUAAGGCUACGUACUCAGUGGUGGCAGUAUUCUACGAUGGGGGAGCAUAAAAUCAUACAAAAGUGCAAUAAAUUAACACAAAACUGUAAACUUCUUGUUUGUUUGCCUGUUUUUGUUUUGGUACAUGAUCUAGAACUGCUAACCACUAGGCUAUCGUAGUGUUUAGUUCCUUUAUCACAUUAAUUUAAGGUUGUAUUUGUUAUUAUUAUUUUU